AAUCUCAAUAGCGUGCAAACAUAUUGAAGGAAGUUCAGAUCAUGAGACAAUUGGACCAUCCGAAUAUCAUUAAGUUGGUUGACUUCUCAGAAUCGAAACAAUACUACUAUAUUAUCCUGGAACUGGCACCCGGCGGAGAACUAUUUCAUCAAAUAGUACGCCUGACCUAUUUCAGCGAAGAAUUGUCAAGACAUGUCAUUGUGCAAGUUGCGAAUGCCCUCGAAUACCUUCACGAGGAAAAGGGUGUGGUACAUCGUGACAUCAAGCCCGAGAAUAUUUUAUUCAGUCCCAUACCGGUCGUCGCGUCCAAGCUCCCAAAGCCGAAGCAACCCGGUGAUGAGGAUAAGGUCGACGAGGGUGAAUUCGUGAAAGGGGUUGGCGCAGGAGGCAUUGGGCUAAUCAAGAUUGCUGAUUUCGGCUUGUCCAAGAUCGUCUGGGAUAACCAAACCAUGACACCAUGUGGCACCGUCGGUUAUACAGCACCCGAGAUUGUGAAAGAUGAGCGAUACUCGAAAUCCGUCGAUAUGUGGGCCCUAGGCUGCGUUUUAUACACCCUGCUGUGCGGCUUUCCUCCGUUUUAUGACGAGAGCAUCGAAAUUCUUACGGAAAAGGUUGCCAAAGGACAGUACACAUUUCUCUCGCCAUGGUGGGAUGACAUCUCCAAGUCUGCACAGGAUCUGAUCACUCAUCUACUUACCGUCGACCCUGAUGAGCGAUAUACGAUUAAAGAGUUCUUGAACCAUCCUUGGGUACAAGGAGCUGGUGUUACGCCACGUGAAGAGAAGAAGGCCAACGAAAAUGUCUUGCGCGCAUUUGAUGCCGGACGACUGCUCGAUGGUGAGCGUCGCAUGGACUUCAGAUCGCCCGGUGCGGUCAAUCUACGUGAGAUCUUCGACGUCGGUUACUCGGUACAUCGACAAGAAGAAGAGGCGAAACGAAGGAAGCAGAUGGGCACCAAGGCGGGCGCCGCACCAUCACGUCUACAAGGCCUUGAUGAAGAUUCGGAAGAGGAGAAAUCGGAUCCCGAGUACGUGCACAACAAGGCCGAUGCCCCCGCUCAACAACUCGAACAGAGCAUGCGUAAGACGCACCUGGGUAAGGACCAGGAACGUGAGCGUGGCCGCGAACGCGAACGCGAACGGGAUCGACAGGGCGAUAAGGAUAGAGGAUAUGGCCAGCACAGUGCCUCCGUAGCUCAAGCAGCUCGACAACAAGUGCGUGAUCGCAAUAAGCAGCGAGGCGCUUUUGAACUCAGCCUUGAUGGAGCCACAUUACUAGGCAGACGGGCCGGGAAAGCUCCAGCUACUGCUAGUGUUGGUGGCUUAUAGAGCGAGACAGCACACGAGCAACAGGCUGAAUCGGAGGAAUCAACAAAGCAGGAGGCAGCAAAAGAGGAACAUGGACGUGAAGGUUGAUUGCAUUGAUCGAUUGUUUGAUUGAUUGAUUCAAGGGAUAUCCAAGUCUAGUUCUACGCAUGGGCAUGAGUAACGGAAGUUCA
Messenger RNA from Hypoxylon fragiforme, 1498 nucleotides. Its product is annotated as Pkinase-domain-containing protein. Gene Ontology annotation, molecular function: ATP binding; protein kinase activity. The coding region runs from base 42 to 1328 and encodes 428 amino acids. Lineage: Eukaryota; Fungi; Ascomycota; Sordariomycetes; Xylariales; Hypoxylaceae. Gene Ontology annotation, biological process: protein phosphorylation. The transcript has 2 exons. The record is from RefSeq and is a predicted model, not a curated record.